Molecule: messenger RNA, 2082 nt
Organism: Prionailurus viverrinus (fishing cat)
Lineage: Eukaryota; Metazoa; Chordata; Mammalia; Carnivora; Felidae
Gene: SFRP5
Product: secreted frizzled related protein 5
Exons: 3
Coding region: 1-948 (315 amino acids)
Biological process (GO): negative regulation of canonical Wnt signaling pathway; non-canonical Wnt signaling pathway; canonical Wnt signaling pathway
Molecular function (GO): Wnt-protein binding
Source: RefSeq, a predicted model, not a curated record
AUGCGGGCGGCGGCGGGGGGCGCGCGGGCGGCCGCGCUGGCGCUGCUGCUGGGGGCGCUUCACGGGGCGCCGGCGCGCGGCGAGGAGAACGACUACUACGGCUGGCAGGCCGAGCCCCUGCACGGGCGCUCGUACUCCAAGCCGCCGCAGUGCCUCGACAUCCCCGCCGACCUGCCGCUCUGCCACACCGUGGGCUACAAGCGCAUGCGGCUGCCCAACCUGCUGGAGCACGAGAGCCUGGCCGAGGUGAAGCAGCAGGCGAGCAGCUGGCUGCCGCUGCUGGCCAAGCGCUGCCACUCGGACACGCAGGUCUUCCUCUGCUCGCUCUUCGCGCCCGUCUGCCUCGACCGGCCCAUCUACCCGUGCCGCUCGCUGUGCGAGGCCGUGCGCGCCGGCUGCGCGCCGCUCAUGGAGGCCUACGGCUUCCCCUGGCCCGAGAUGCUGCACUGCCACAAGUUCCCCCUGGACAACGACCUCUGCAUCGCUGUGCAGUUCGGACACCUGCCUGCCACCGCGCCUCCAGUGACCAAGAUCUGUGCCCAGUGUGAAAUGGAGCACAGUGCCGAUGGCCUCAUGGAACAGAUGUGUUCCAGCGACUUCGUGGUUAAAAUGCGCAUCAAGGAGAUCAAGAUAGAGAAUGGGGACCGGAAGCUGAUUGGAGCCCAGAAAAAAAAGAAGCUGCUCAAGCCAGGCCCACUGAAGCGCAAGGACACCAAGAGACUGGUCCUGCACAUGAAGAAUGGUGCCAGCUGCCCCUGUCCACAGCUGGACAGCCUGGCCGGCAGCUUCCUGGUCAUGGGCCGCAAGGUGGACGGACAGCUGCUGCUGAUGGCCGUCUACCGCUGGGACAAGAAGAAUAAGGAGAUGAAAUUCGCAGUCAAGUUCAUGUUCUCCUACCCCUGUUCCCUCUACUACCCCUUCUUCUAUGGGGCUGCUGAACCCCACUGAAGGACGCUCCUCCCUGCCCCAUCCAGCCAGCUGUGCCUUGCUCUCUGUCCCCACCCCUGGGGCAUUCUCUCUCUUCCUGCCCAUCUGGCCUCACCUCUAUUCCCAGGCUGACCCAGCCCUGACAGAGAGCGGUUCCAUGCAGAGCAGAGCUCUUACCAGCACAGGCCCUAAGGAAUGGGCAUGGAACCCAAGCUGUCCUUGACUGAGGGGUUCUGGGGACUUCUCUUAGGAGCAGAGCUUUCUCAUUUGAAAGCUCAGGGUUUCAGAAAGUAGGUGGUGGGAGGAGAGAGCAAGGGAAGCAUGGAGGGGGUCUGAGCAGCCUCACGAGGUGGUUUCCAGAACAGACCAUGCUGUCAGCUCCACUCUGUUGGUGGGGAGGCCUCGCCUCGGAAAGUCUCACUAUUAGGCUGAGCUACUUGGGGGCCAGUCCCCCACCCCCACUGCUCCCUCGUGUCAUCAUAGUCCCCCCAAAGGAGGGGCAUUAGGGUCGUAGCACCUUCCAGCUACAGUUCCCCACCUUCCCCAUCUCUUCCCCUCUCUCUUCCUGCUAGACUGGAGAAGCCCAGCCCAGACCCCCUCCCACAGGCUGCUUUUUGGGAUUCAUCCCUCAGCCUCCGCAUGUCCCUUUUACCCUGAUGAUGAGUAAAUUAUUGCUACGCAGCAAGGCCAUAGGUACUAGAUUAGUUGCAGGCAAGGUUUGGUUUUUAAUUUUUUUUUUAAGUUUUUAAUUAAAUCAAAGAAAAAUAAGUUGGUUUUGACUAGGUUAUUUCUUUGUCAGCUGGUCCCCAGAGGUGGAGAGAGGGAGGGUCAGAAGGGACUUUUAGGAAGAGGCCCUUGUCAUAACCCAUGGCCUGUCCACACAGGCAUACUUGGAACGCCUAACAGCAAUGCCCAUGUUCUUGUAAGAUCCCUUGAGAGCACCCUUCUCAUCCCCAUCACUAAGUGAGGGAUGGAGAUUGCCCUCCUUUUGUUCCUGAAGAGGGAGAUGCCAAGAUCCCCAGCCUUCUCCCAUGGUCAGAAGGCUCUCACAAUCCUGCCACAUCUCCCUGACAAUGUCUGCCCUCAGAUCCCAAGAAGGUUGGAGCACAGGAAACUACUCUGAAGAGCCAGGGGUCUAAACAUGUCUCUCCUACC